This is a messenger RNA of Neltuma alba, 1239 nucleotides long. Its product is annotated as mannan endo-1,4-beta-mannosidase 5-like. Gene Ontology annotation, biological process: polysaccharide catabolic process. Bases 1 to 1239 code for a protein of 412 amino acids. The transcript is spliced from 6 exons. The record is from RefSeq and is a predicted model, not a curated record. Gene Ontology annotation, molecular function: mannan endo-1,4-beta-mannosidase activity. Lineage: Eukaryota; Viridiplantae; Streptophyta; Magnoliopsida; Fabales; Fabaceae.
AUGAGCAUUUUAGGGUUACUUUUUGUGUUGAUGAUCUCUUCUUCUUCUUCUGACGGAGAAUUUGUGGGGAGGAGGGGAACAGAAUUUGUGUGGAAUGGAUCUGAGUUUCUGUUUAAUGGAUUCAAUGCAUAUUGGAUGAUGCAAGUUGCAGAAGAAGCCAGCCAGAAGCAUAUAGUGCCCGCUGUGUUUCUAGAAGCUUCUAGAGUCGCUCUUGGCGUCUGUCGCAUCUGGGCUUUCAGUGACGGCGGUGAUCGUGCCCUCCAGAAAUCUCCCGGCGUUUACGACGAGCGUUUCUUUCAGGCACUUGAUUUUGUGGUGGCGGAAGCAGGGAAACAUAAUAUGAAGCUGAUAAUGAGUCUCAUAAAUAACUAUGUCACGUUUGGUGGAAGGCAUCAAUACGUGGAAUGGGCCAGAAGCGGUGGUGCCUCUCUCGCCAGCGAUGAUGAUUUUUACACUCAUCCUCUCGUCAAAGGUUAUUACAAGAAUAAUGCCAAGUAUGCGGCAUUGGAGAGUCCAAUCCAAUCCUAUCAUCCUACGUGGGAUUAUACAAUACCAUCAUCCCGUCUAAAUGGUGUGGCAUACAAAGAUGACCCCACAAUCAUGGCGUGGGAGCUUAUCAAUGAGCCUCGCUGUGAAGUUGACACUUCCGGCCAAACCAUUGGUAGAUGGAUACAGGAGAUGGGCAGCUACGUGAAAUCCAUAGAUAAUAAGCAUUUGGUGACAGUGGGGAUGGAAGGAUUCUAUUCAACACCAGAUAGGGUUCAGUACAACCCUAAGUCUCUAAAAUAUGGCACUGAUUUUAUUAACAACAAUCUUAUUCCAUAUGUUGAUUUUGCUACCAUUCAUGCAUACCCGGCUAUCUGGCUUGCAGGAGAGAGUGAGAAAACCCAGAUGGAGUUCCUGAAAAGAUGGUUGACAAUUCACUGGACAGACUCGAAGAGCAUCUUGAAGAAGCCAUUAGUUUUCGGCGAGUUUGGUAAAUCAAGCAAAGAUCCAGGAUUCAGUAUUAAACAGAGGGAUGCGUUUAUGACUGAAGUAUAUGCAAGCAUCUACAACUUGGCAAAAAGUGGAAGAACAAUUGCAGGAGGCUUGGUUUGGCAGAUUGGGGGUGAAGGAAUGGACUCAUAUUUUGAUGGCUAUGAGGUUGUCUUGACCUUAAACCCUUCCACCAGAGAAAUCAUCCGUAAUCAAUCUAACAACAUGAUUAGCCUAGGGCAACCCUACAUCAAAGAAAUAUGA